AUGCGAUUACUCCGCAUUUUCAUAAUUUGCCACGUGUUAAUGGCCUUGACCUUAGCGGCCCCCACGAAAGACGACCUUACCCAGGAUACACCUUACAUUAGGGAGCUUCUACGACAGGCGAAGACUAGCGAGAUUGAAAGCUUCAUGGACCUAAAGGCCGAUCCGUGCCAUGACUUCUAUUCUUUUUCGUGUGGCAACUAUGCUCGUAUCAACUCGGCUUUGAGCAUGCAGGUGUUCACGACAGGAGUAUUCGAAACUCUGAACAACGGCCUAAACCGAAAGGUCCUCAAGAUGCUCAACACUUAUGAUACCAACGAUACUCCGGAGGAUAUUCAGGUGAAGCACUUCUACGAGUCCUGCCUGCGGAUCGAGGAGCUGAACUACACAUACUCCGAAAAGCUGAAGCGACUUAUUGCCGAGUUCGGAACGAUGCCGGUGCUUGAGGGAUCCUCCUGGAAGGAGGAGGACUUCGACUGGCUGGGGACCAUCGCACGCAUUGCCUAUCAAUAUGGAAAAACAGCCAUCAUAAGUGCGGAUGUAUUCAAAGACAUUACCAGCAACCAAAGGAAUCGAAUCUACAUAGGAGCGCAGAACUUCCCGCUUCAGGAGCGAUCCAUGUAUCUGAACAACGAAACUCUUAUCUAUCGCAAGAAGUACCUUAACGUUAUGCAAAGUAUUUUACAGCGAUUUUUAGCUGUCGAGGAGGAGCUGGCAAAACAAACGGCUAAGGAGCUUUUAGACUUUGAGGUGGACCUAGCCCAAGGACUUUCUUCUCCAGACCAAGGAAUUAAUGAAUUGGCUGAACUGCUAAGUGUCGCUGAGAUGCAAGCAAGGUAUUCACCAACCAUUGACAUAAAAAGAUUGUUAAGUGUGAGCAUGGGAGAGCCAAUUUUGGAAGAGAUCUACGAGUACAACAAAUUCUAUCAGCAAAAUCUGGUAGAAGUCAUCAAGCGUACGCCCAAGCGCACCGUAGCCAACUAUAUAUUCUUGCGCCUUAUCUGGGAAUUUGUUAAGUCGCCUUCCGACAAGCCGGAGGAGCAGAAAAAGGCCUGUGUUAAUAUUACCACAAAGUUUUUUGCCAAGAACGUGGACAACAUAUUCUAUCGCCGCUACAAUAACGAGAAAACCUCCAAAGAAAUCGAGAAUAUGUGGCGUCAACUAAAGUCAACCUUUAACGAAACUCUGCUAUCCAGUCAAGCUCUGGAUUGGAUUGACAGACCUACUCGGAAUCUGGCUAUUGCUAAGCUACAGGCCAUGACCCUGAAGGUGAACAACUAUGCCGAGGAUAACUUCACCGAAGAGUUUGCGGAUCUCAAUCUGCAGAGCUCCGACUACGUGGAAAAUGUGCGACAGACAAGUCUCCUUGCUGCAAAACAAAAGCGGGAGUCGCUCCACCAACCAGCGAAACCAGUUGAGGCGGGCUCCAUGCUUAGUUACUCUCCAGCCAACAUCCUGAUAGAGAACAUCAUCAAGGUUCCGGUUGCCCUUCUGCAACCCUUUUACAUUUGGUCGGAUGUCUAUCCCAAUGCGAUUAUGUUUGGUACCUUGGCCUUCCUAAUUGGUCAUGAGUUAAUCCAUGGUUUCGACGAAAACGGAAGACAGUUUGAUGCCAAUGGAAACUCAAAUGAUUGGUGGGACGAGAGGUCCAGUAACAACUUCCUGAAACGCCGGGAAUGCUUUACGAAGCAGUAUGGAAGGUAUGUGUACGAUGGGAUCCAGCUGAAGGACUCCACUUCGCAGUCGGAGAAUAUUGCGGAUAACGGAGGAAUGCGGCUGGCCUACACCGCCUACCGGAAUUGGUACGAGUCCCAAAUGGAGAAGGAUCUGGCCAAGGAGACCCUGCCCAAUCUAAAAUACACCGCAAAGCAGCUGUUCUUCAUCACAUUUGCUCAGUUCUGGUGCAACGAUGUACAUCCAAAAGCCAAGGCCCUUCAAGUAUCAACCGAUAAGCACAUGCCCGGAAAAUUCCGCGUUAUUGGACCUCUAUCGAACUUUGAUGAGUUUUCCAAAGAGUUCAACUGCCCAUCCGGAUCCCCCAUGAAUCCCAGAGAGAAGUGCAUCCUCUACUAG
This is a messenger RNA of Drosophila subpulchrella, 2070 nucleotides long. RefSeq names its product neprilysin-4-like. The record is from RefSeq and is a predicted model, not a curated record. Bases 1 to 2070 code for a protein of 689 amino acids. Gene Ontology annotation, biological process: protein processing. Gene Ontology annotation, cellular component: plasma membrane. Gene Ontology annotation, molecular function: metalloendopeptidase activity. The transcript has a single exon. Lineage: Eukaryota; Metazoa; Arthropoda; Insecta; Diptera; Drosophilidae.